Molecule: messenger RNA, 1428 nt
Organism: Hemiscyllium ocellatum (epaulette shark)
Lineage: Eukaryota; Metazoa; Chordata; Chondrichthyes; Orectolobiformes; Hemiscylliidae
Product: zinc-binding protein A33-like
Exons: 6
Coding region: 1-1428 (475 amino acids)
Molecular function (GO): protein binding; zinc ion binding
Source: RefSeq, a predicted model, not a curated record
AUGGCUUCCAAGCAGAAGGAAGAGAACUGGACCGAAGAGAUAAUUUGUCCAAUUUGCCAUGAAUUCUUCACUAAUCCGAUUUCGCUGGACUGUGGUCAUAACUUUUGCCGCUCCUGCAUCACCAAGAGUCGGGAAAAGGACAUAAACUCCUGUCCGGAAUGUAGAGAGAGGUUUCCACGCAGAGACCUCAGGAUAAAUAAAGUCUUAGAGAACCUGGCCGAGAAAGCUCGACAGGCAAAACAGGUUCCAAAAGUCAAGGAAAAUCAACAAACUUGUGACGACCACGGGAAAGAAUUGAAGUGGGUUUGUCAAACUGAAAACAAAUUGAUCUGUGAAACUUGCAAAGAUUCGCCUGGACAUGGACAGCACCGCGAACUGCCGAUUGAGGAAGCCAUUGAAAUGUACAAGAAACGUGUGAAAUCUUCGUUAGAAUCUCUCAUAGGCGAUCAGUCGGUUGAGCAAGAAUCCGAAAAGAAGCUGAAACAGAAGAUUUCUGAUCUUAAGGAACAGGCGGCCAGUUUGGAGAAGCACAUCAAAUCCGAGUUCAGAGAAUUGCACCAGAUUCUCACCGCGAAAGAGCAGCGGUUACUCAGCGAUCUCUGGAAAGAAGAGAAGAGGAUUGUAGAACCAAUGGAGAAACACGUUCAAGAGAUUCAGGAGAGAUUAAAAUCUAUUGAGGAAAAACGCUCAAGUUUGCAGACUCUCAUGGAGCAAAACGACGUGCAGGCAUUUCUGAAGGUGUCAUUUGGUCGGAAGAGAAGGAUUAGCGAUGAAACUCCGCAAAUCUCAACAGAAGCCACCACCCUGUCUGCUGGAAAGUUCAAAGGCCCUUUACAGUACGUGAUAUGGAGAGAAAUGAUUAACAGUAUUGACCCAGCUCCAGCCUCUCUCACUCUGGAUCCGAACACUGCAAAUCCCCGGCUAAUCCUGUCUAAGGACCAGACCAUGGUGAGACUUGGAGACAACGAUCAGGAGAUUCUGGACAACAAUGAGAGAUUUGACUACUGGUACUCUGCCCUGGGAUCAGAAGGAUUCACAUCAGGGAGACAUUACUGGGAAGUGAAGGUUAAAAACAAGACUGAGUGGGAAAUUGGAGUGGCUCGAGAGUCAGCUGGUAGAAAGGGGAAAAUAGAUUCCUGCCCUGUGAAUGGUUACUGGACAGUGUGGCUGAGAGCAGGGAAAAUAUAUUUUACGACCUCUACCCGCUCUGACACCCUGAAUGUCCUACCUCUGAAGCCCCAAAAGAUAGGUAUCUUUCUGGAUUAUGAGGGUGGACAGGUGUCAUUUUACAAUGCAGACAACAUAUCCCAUAUCCACACUUUCACCCACACUUUCACUGAGAAGAUAUUUCCAUACUUUUGUCCGGGAAUGAAUACCAAUGGAGACAAUUCUGCACCGCUGGUAAUCUGUGGCAUUAACAAGUGCUAA